This is a messenger RNA of Sitophilus oryzae (rice weevil), 18094 nucleotides long. Its product is annotated as peptidyl-prolyl cis-trans isomerase 8-like. The record is from RefSeq and is a predicted model, not a curated record. The transcript is spliced from 9 exons. The coding region runs from base 16525 to 17607 and encodes 360 amino acids. NCBI's taxonomy places the organism in Eukaryota, Metazoa, Arthropoda, Insecta, Coleoptera, Curculionidae.
UUGCGCGUCAGUUCCGAACAGUCAGUUGCCGAAGUAGUUUGUGCCAGUUAAAUUUUGUGCUCUAGUCCAACCAUCUUCCAUCAUCAUCCAUCCUACAGCGUCGAGGACUUCCAGAACGGGUCAAAGCCAGUUCCAGUUCACCUAAAACUAAACCCAGUGGGGAAUGUAUCGACUGUUGUGUGUUGGUCCUCCAAAGAGCAAGCGUGGGACACAUUUGGUUUGUAAAAAUUGUAUCAAUUUUUUUCUAUCUUUUUUGUAGAUAAUUCCUCUUUUAGCAGUAAGUAAUAACUAUUGUUAUAAUUCGAAAAGACUAGUCUUGAUUUUUAUUUGAAUAAAUUUAAGAGAAUUUAUCAGUAAUAAACGAUUUUUUAAUUUUGAAAACUAAUCCCCAUUUUUUUCCUUUUUGUUAGUGUCUUAAGACUAAUUUAUUUUAACUUUACAUGUGAAGAGAAAGGUGUGAAAAAUAUGAGAGGACCAGGGUUAUUAAGUCUCGUUGACAAAAUCGUCUCGAAUAGCAGAUAAGCUGCAACUUGUAAGAGCAGACAGGCAAUCUGGGUCUUCGAUGAGGAGAGGAGAGCUAUUUACGGUUUAGAACAUGACCAAGGGUAAACACAUACAUAUAUCAUUCAUAACAUGAUGCUGUUCAAUCCAUUCCAGAAAACGUAUCUAUAUUGAUUUGUAGUGUUUUCUCUACAUUAAUUUCUUCCUAGGAUCACAGUUUGUUUAUUUUAUUUUUGCAAAAGGAUCAUUAAGUGAGCCUUGGCAGUCAACCGGUUGCAGGGGCGUAGAAUUCAGUUUUGUCACUUGUGGUAUAUGGGGCCAAGUUCAGUCGACAACUUGGACCAUGCCAAUAGAGUGUAUUAUAUAGCAGUACUCUAAUAAAUAGCAAUACCAUGCUGGGUGCAGAACGAAGUUUUUCUGCAGAUAGCUGUUAAGUUUUUUGUUUUGGACAUUUGGACAAUGUUUCGAUCCUCCCGAUAGAAAAAAUGUGAGCUUGCGGCGCCGGCGUGUCAUUUUUAAGAGCUGUACAACGUAUGUUUCUGAUGUGAAGGACAUGAUGCUGUGACUGCUGUGCAACUGCGUCUACAGCUUGAAAAACAGUUUUGCGGUGCCGAGCCAAGUUCAGUCGAAAACUUGAGCCGUACCACCAGAACUACCACGCAAUGGUACCAGUACCGCCGUUGAAAACUCGGAAGCAGUUCACACACUCAGUCCAUCAUAAUGCAUAUUCUAGACGAUUUUGUCAAUUCGCCCAGUUUGUCCCAGUGUCGAACCUUGGUCUUCGUUAAGAACCCAAAACACCAGAAAACCUUUACAAAAUGAACCCAGUGCAGUUAGCGGUUCAGCUGGUUCAUCCCCCCUGGUCCAUGUUCGAACAAAUAUCAGUUCUACCACUACACGCAAAAUAAUAGAAAACUCGAAAGAAAUACUAGUUCCUAGAAAUAUUCUGCAUCCUCUGAGGUGAUUCAGGAGAACAUCGUGCUAGGAACAGAGAAAAACUUCUAGUAGCUGAAAAAAUCAAACAAUAAGUUACAUAAAAAGUAAAAAUUAUAGUAGUAUUCAUAUGAAGUAUAAAAUUAAUAAUAAUGUUCCACAACGAUUUGAAAUAACUUAUUUAUAUGAAAUGAAGAUUUUAAAGAAAAAACAACCCCAUACCAGGCUCAAAAUUCUAUCACCAAAUACAUUUUACGGACGCUGUUGAUUUACAACCUUUUUAUUUCAGAAAAGUUAACUAGCUGAAGGAUAGUAUUUGAGAGGCGCCAGAAUGAUUCUUUUUGUUUUGUUCGAACUAUAUGAAAGUGAUUUGCUUAUAAAAAAUAUUUAAAAAAAGGAUUUAAACGUUGUAUAGUUGAAAAUCGUUUCGUGGGAACCAAACAGUAAGAAUUUUAGGUUAGAAUUUAAAGUUCUUUUUCAGAUUUAGUCGCUAAUUUUCCAUAUGAAAAACUGAUGACACAUAGUAAGCCAUAAUACUGUCUGGAGAUGUCAGUUUUAUAAAAAAUAUGUGCGAGUCUUAAACAAGUUUAUUUGAAACUGCUUGAUGAGCUAAUAUUUUUUUAUCAAUUUAUAUCAGUUAAAAAAAAAGAAUACGCAGUCGUUUCGUGAGGAUGCGUACUUAAAUGCACUAAUGCUUCCUGAAAUUUAAAAAAGCAGUAAGGAUUUUGAGAUAGAUUUAAAGUUCUUUUUCAGAUUUAGGAGCUAACUUUUCCAUACGAAAACGUGGAUAAAAAUAUGCCCAAUCAUGUUUACACGUUAAUUUUUAUUUGAAACUUUACUUUGAUGAGUUAAAAUUUAUUUAACUAUAUAUAACCCAAAAAAAAGGAAUGCGCAGUAGACUUUUGAGGAUGCGCACUUAAGUUAUACUUCAUGAAGUUUAAAAAAACAGUAAGGAUUUUGGGGUAGAGUUUAAAAUUCUUUUGCAGAUUUAGGAGCCAUCUUCUCUGUAUGAAAACCUGGAUAAAAGUAUAUUUAAAAAAUAGAAAUAGUGUCCAGCAAUGACAGUUUUAUAAAAAUAUAUUCGUUCAAGUCUAUAAACAUAAAUUUUUAAUUGAAACUUUGCCUUAAUUGAAACAGCCAAAAAAAAAAGAACACGCAGUAUUUUUUCGAGGAGAUGCGCACUUAAAAAACCAGUAAGGAUUUUGAGGUAGAAUUAAAAGUUCUUUUUCAGAUUUAAGAGCCUACUUUUCCGUAUGAAUACAUGGAUAAAAACAUAAAAAUUCGAAAUAGUGUCCAACGUUGCCAAUUUUAUAAAAAUCCUCUCCAAUGUGAAAUUUACACAUGAAUUUUUUCUGAAACUGCGUUUAUGAACUAAUUUUUAUUUAACUAUUAACUGCAAACUAACAGUUACAAAAGGAAUAAGCAGUAUUUUGCGGAUCUAAACUUUAAUAAUGCCUGAAGAAGUUUUAAUACAAAAAAAAACAGUAAGGACUUUGAGGUAGAAUUAAAAGUUCUAGUAACUACAAAGAUUAAUCAAAAAAUACUAUUCGUAGAGGAUUAAAAUUCGAAAAUACGUUUCAAGUUCUCAGGGAGUAUAUAAUUGAUAUUUUAUUAAUAUAACUUAUUUAAAUACCUUCUAAUUUUUCAGAAAGCUCUCAAUCUCAGUGGCCACCCUAAUUUUUUGCUAAUAACGUUCAUUAUAGAAGAAACACAAGAAAGAAAACACCUAUAGAAGUUUCAAAAGAUAACUUUUUAUUUUGUUAGGGUGGCCAUUGAAAGACAUUGAGUAAAAAUAAUUAAAUCAACAUGAUAAUUUGCCAAUAAGGAAGAAAUUUAAAAGUAUAUUUAUAUGCAAGUGAUCUAGAUAUUGAUAGACGAUGUGUCCCAUGAUUAUCUACCAUUCCUUAACUACCAAUUAUGGAAGAAUGCUUUGCAAAACCAGCGGUGAAAACUUAAUUUUAGUGUGGAAACCCAGUAUAUAUUUUUUAGUCUUCCAUGGCCCCUAUGUAACUCAAUAACCUACAAAACCAUAAAAUUAUUUUUUAAAUAUUAGCGUCUGGAGAUUUGGUACAUCAAACAGAGAGGAAAUUUUCGUUUUUACAAUUGUGUCAAGUUUAAAUUCUUAGGAGACUUAUAUUUUUGGAGGAUUUCUUUGGAGCAGUAUAUUAUUUAGGAGUUGCAGAGGGAGAGAAUUUCUUCUGAAAAAGGUAAAAAGGUAGUUUUCUUUCUUUGUUUUAAGGAACAGCCUGGGACAUCACACUGCGUGAAUACCUGCGUUUCAACCUCUGCAUACAAAAUAGACUUCCAAUUUGCUACGUUUUAUAAAAGUCUUGAAUUCAGAAUGACAUUCUUUGUGGACAAACAAGGGGAUGAUAUUCCAACAAUAUAAAAAUUGUUUAAUGUUUGUGUCCUGUAAUGACAUCCAAAUGAUAUUUAAUACUCGUAGGAUCUGUUCUAUCAGACGCCAAUGCUUGACAGUAAGAUUUUAUGUUUCUAUUUGUGUUUUAACACGUUUUUUGCAGAAACUGUUUAACGUAUUUUUAAAGAAGCGUUUAUCACUUGAGUCCAGAUAUUUAGAGCAUGUAAAUGGUAUUCAUCAUUUUAAAAAAGCUGUAAAAUCAAAUUUCAGUGAUGACAUACAGUAAGAUUGAAUAUUUUUCUAUUAGUUUUCUAACAAUUUUAUUGCAGAAAUUAUUUGGUGCAUUAUUUCAAGAAGUUUUAAAGCUUUAUGAAUCCAUAUAUUAUUUCAACAUGUUCUAGACUAAAUAUCAGAUAUCAAUGAUUGAUAGUAAGAUUCACUAUUUUUAUAUUAGUGUUUUAAAACAUUUGUUGUAGCACUUAUUUAAUGCACUAUUUCAAGGAAUCUAAGAAUUUAAAAAUCUGGGAAUUCAAAUCUUAUUCAACAUACAAAGAAUCUGUAAUAUCAGACGCCAAUGAUCGACAGUAAGAUUCAAUAUUUUUCUGUUAGUACCUUAACACGUUUGUUCCAGCAAUUAUUUAAUGCAUUAUUUCGAGGAUUAUGUUGUAUGAUUUUUAAAAGUUUAGGAGGAAUUUCAAUAUUAAUGAACCAAAAUAUUAUUCAAUACACAAAAAAUGAUUGGCAGUAAGAUUCAAUACUUUUCCAUUAGUGUCUUAACACAUUUGUUGCAGCUGUUAAAUGCAUUAAUUCAAGAAAUUAUAGGAAUUUAAAAGUUUGGAAAUCCAAAUAUGAAUCCACUAAAAUAAUAUUCAAUAUACAAAGCAACUGUAAUAUCAGAUAAUAAUUAUUGACAGUAAGAUUCAAUAUUUUUCUGUUAGUACCUUAACACGUUUGUUCCAGCAAUUAUUUAAUGCAUUAUUUCGAGGAUUAUGUAUGAUUUUUAAAAGUUUAGGAAGAAUCCAAAUAUUAAUCAACCAAAAUGAUAUUCAAUACACAAAAAAUGAUUGGCAGUAAGAUUCAAUAUUUUUCCAUUAGUGUCUUAACACGUUUGUUGCAGCUGCUAUUUAAUGCAUUAAUUCAAGAAAUUAUAGGAAUUUAAAAGUUUGCAAAUCCAAAUAUGAAUCCACUAGAAUAAUAUUCAAAAUACAAAGCAACUGUAAUAUCAGAUAAUAAUGAUUGACAGUAAGAUUCAAUAUUUUUCUGUUAGUACCUUAACACGUUUGUUCCAGCAAUUAUUUAAUGCAUUAUUUCGAAAAAUAUGUAUGAUUUUUAAAAGUUUAGAAUGAAUCCAAAUAUUAAUCCACUAAAAUGAUACCCAGUACACAAAAAUGAUUGACAGUAAGAUUCAAUAUUUUUCUGUUAGUCUCUUAACACGUUUGUUGCAGCUAAUAUUUAAUUACUCUUAAGAAAUAUUAAGGAAUUUGGAAAUUUUACAAUCCAUAUGUUAAUUUGGUACAGAAAGUGUUAAUAUCAGAUACAAAUGCUGAUAGUAAGAUUCAAUAUUGUACUAUUUGUGUUUUAACACAUUUGUUGCAGCAAUUUUGAAUGAAGUCUUUAAGUUUCUGCAAUAUUUAAGGGCGUGAUAAACCGUGAAUACUCUACAAGUUCAACUGAUGUAGAUGACUAUAGAGCUGUUCUAAAGUAAGAGUUCUUAUUUUUCUAUCAAAACCGAGCGUUUUUUUCUAGACAGUUUAGAGAUAAAUUUUGCUGCUUUUUACAUCAUCACGUACUGCAAUAAUCAAGAGAGUAGUCAAACCGUGCAUCAUCUGCAAGUUCAACUAUUAUAGACGGCUGUAGAGCUGGACUAAAGUAAGAGUUCGUAUUUUCUAUCAAAAUUGGAAACAUUUUUUCCAGACAGUUUGGAGAUAAAUUUUACUGCUGCCCACAUCAUUGGUGAUCUAGAAGUUCUACAGUAUUCAAGAGAGUGGUUAAUCCAUGAAUCCUCUAGAAGUUCAAUUGUUAUUGAUGGCUAUAGAGCUGUUUUAAAGUAAAAGUUCAUAUUUUUCUAUCAAAAUGGAGCGUUUUUUCUAGACACUAGAGAUAAAUUUUUGCUUUGAUCUACAUCAUCCCUCUAUAAGUUCUACAAUAUUCAAGAGAGUGGUCAAACCUUGAAUCCUCUAUAAGUUCAGCUGUUAUUGAUGGCUGUAGAGCUGUUUUAAAGUAAGAGUUCUUAUUUUUCUAUCAAAAUGAAGCGUUUUUUCUAGACACUUUAGAGAUAAAUUUUGCUGCUGUCUACAUCAUUAGUCCGAAGUUUCUACAUUAUUCAAGAGAGUGGUCAAACUGAAUCCUCUAUGAGUUCAACUGUUAUAGACGGCUAUAGAGCUGGUUAAAGUAAGAGUUCUUAUUCUUCUAUCAAAAUGAAGCGCUUUUUUCCAGACAGUUUAGAGAUAAAUUUUGCUGCUGUCUACAUCAUUAGUCCAAAGUUUCUAUAAUAUUCAACAGAGUGGUUAAACCGUGAAUCCUCUACAAGUUCAGCUGUUAUUGAUGGCUAUAGAGCUGCUUUGAAGUAAGAGAUCUUAUUUUUCUAUCAAAAUGGAGCAUUGUUUUCCAGAUAGUUCAGAGAUAAAUGUUGCUGUGGUUUACGUAAUCAGUCUAGAAGUUCUGCGAUAUUCAAGAGAUUGGUCCAACUAUGAAUCUUCAGUUCAACUAUUAUUAUUGAUGGCUAUAAAACUUAAAAGUAAGAGUUCAUAUUUUUCUAUCAACAUGGAGCGUAUUUUCUAGACACUUUAGAGAUAAAAUUUGUCGCUGUCUACAUCAUCGGUCUAGACGUUCUACAAUAUUCAAGAGAGUGGUCAAACCAUGAAUCCUCUAGAAGUUUAACUGUUAUCGAUGGAUAUAAAGCUGCUCGGAUCGGAAAGGAGCGUUUUUUCCAGACAGUUUAGAGAUAAAUUCUGCUGCUGUCCACAUCAUUGGUCCAGAAGUUCUACAGUAUUUAAGAGUGGUUAAACCGUGAAUCCUCUAGAAGUUCAACUGUUAUUGAUGGCUAUACAGCUGCUUUAAAGUAAGAGUUCUUAUUUUUCUAUCAAAAUGGAGCGUUUUUUGUAGACACUUUAGAGAUAAAUUUUGCUGCUGUCUACAUCAUUAGUGAAGAAGUUCUACAGUAUUCAAGAGAGCGGUCAAAUUAAGAAGCCUUUACAAGUUUGGCUGUUAUAGAUGGCUAUAGAGCCGCUCUAAAGUAAGAGUUCUUAUUUUUCUAUCAAAAUGGAUCGUUUUUUCCAGGCAGUUCAGAGAUAAAUUUUACUGUGGUCUACAUAAUCGGUCUAGAAGUUCUACAUUAUUCAAGAGAGUGGUCAAACUAUGAAUCCUCUAUGAGUUCAACUGUUAUAGAUGGCUAUAGAGCUGGUUUAAAGUAAGAGUUCUUAUUCUUCUAUCAAAAUGGAGCGUUUUUUCUAGACCCUUGAGAGAUAAAUUUUGCUGUUGUCUACAUCAUUAGUGAAGAAGUUCUACAAUAUUCAAGAGAGCGGUCAAAUUAAGAAGCCUUUACAAGUUUGGCUGUUAUAGAUGGCUAUAGAGCUGCUCUAAAGUAAGAGAUCUUAUUUUUCUAUCAAAAUGGGGCGUUAUUUUCCAGACAGUGCAGAGAUAAAUUUUGCUGUGGUCUACAUAACCGGUCUAGAAGUUCUACAUUAUUCAAGAGAGUGGUCAAACUAUGAAUCCUCUACAAGUUUAACUAUUAUUGAUGGCUAUAAAGCUUUAAAGUAAGAGUUCAUAUUUUUCUAUCAACAUGGAGCGUUUUUCCAGAUAUUUUAAAGAUAAAAUUUGUCGCUGUCUACAUCAUCGGUCUAGACGUUCUACAGUAUUCAAGAGAGUGGUGAAACCAUGAAUCAUCUGUAAGUUCAACUGUUAUAGAUGGCUAUAGAGCUGGAUUAAAGUAAGAGUCUGUAUUUUCUAUCAAAAUGGGACACAUUUUUUCCAGACAGUUUAGAGAUACAUUUUAUUGCUGUCCGCAUCAUUGCUUGUCUAGAAGUUCUACAACAUUUAAGAGAGCGGUCAAUUUAUGAGUCCUCUAGAAGUUUAACUGUUAUUGAUGGCUAUAGAGUUGCUUUAAAGUAAGAGUUCUUAUUUUUCUAUCAAAAUGGAACGUUUUUUCCAGACAGUUUAGAGAUAAAUUUUGCUGCUCUGUCCACAUCAUCAGUCUAGAAGUUCUACAGUGUUCAAGACAGUGAUCAAACUACGAAUCCUCUACAAGUUCUGCUGUUAUAGAUGGCUACAGAGCUGCUCUAAAGUAAGAGUUCUUAUUUUUCUAUGAAAAUGGAGCGUUUUUUACAGACAGUUUAGAGAUAAAUUCUGCUGCUGUCCACAUCAUUGGUCUAGAAGUUCUAAAAUAUUCAAAAGAGUGGUUAAACCGUGAAUCCCCUAGAAGUUCAACUGCUUUAGAUGACUAUAGAGCUGCUCUAAAGUAAGAGUUCUUAUUGUUCUAUGAAAAUAGAGCAUUUUUUUCCAGACAGUUAAAUAGAUAAAUUCUGCUGUGGUCUACAUCAUCGGUCUAGAAGUUCUACAAUAUUCAAGAGAGUGGUCAAACCAUGAAUCCUCUACAAGUUCAACUGUUAUUGAUGGCUAUAGUGCUGCUCUAAAGUAAGAGUUCUUAUUUUUCUAUGAAAAUGGAGCGUUUUUUACAGACAGUUUAGAGAUAAAUUCUGCUGAUGUCCACAUCAUUGGUCUAGACGUUCUACAAUAUUCAAGAGAGUGGUCAAAUCCUCUAGAAGUUCAGCUGUUUUAGAUGACUAUAGAGCUGCUCUAAAGUAAGAGUUCUUGUUUUCUAUCAAAAUGGAGCGUUUUUUUCUAGAUAGUUCAGAGAUAAAUUUUGCCGUGGUGAACAUCAUCAGUCUAGAAGUUCUUCAAUAUUCAAGAGAGUGGUCAAGCCAUGAAUCCUCUACAAGUUCAACUGUUAUUGAUGGCUAUAGAGCUGCUCUAAAGUAAGAGUUCUUAUUUUUCUGUCAAAAUGGAGCGUUUUUUCCAGAUAGUUCAGAGAUAUAUUUUGCUGUGGACAGAUCAUUGGUCUAGAAGUUCUACAAUAUUCAAGAGAGUUAAACGGUGAAUUCUCGACAUGUUCAACUGUUAUUGAUGGCUAUAGAGCUGCUUAAAGUAAGAGGUCUUAAUUUUCUAUCAAAAUGGAGAGUUUUUUUCCAGACAGUUUCGAGAUCAUUUUGCUGCUGUCAAUUAUCAUCUGUCUGGAAGUUCUACAAUAUUCAAGAGAUUGGUCAAACAUGAAUCCUAUACAAGUGCAACUGUUAUAGACGGCUAUAGAGCUUGUUUUAAGUAAGAGUUCUUAUUUUCUACCAAAAUAGAGAUGUUUUGUAGAACUGGUCUAGAAGUUCUACAAUAAUCAAGAGAGUGGUUAAACUGAAUUCGCUACUGAGCCAUGAAGUAAGGGCCUUGUUUUUGUUUCGUAGAUGAUUUAUUUUUCAGAUAACGCUCUUGUAAUUAGAAGAGAUCAUCCAACAGAAAAAAAAUAAUCAAAGAAGAAUCUACCUAAAAAAUUGUUCCAUUAGAAUCAUAAUGUAAGCAAUAUCUUGUGGCUGAAAAGUGAACAUUAAUAAUAUAGCUAUCAAAUGUAGAAAUAUAUCCAAGAAUUAUGCCCUUAAAUAUGAGGAUUGCAGAGUUUUUUAACCAAGUAGUAGUUUUUAUUUUUAUACCAAUUUAAAUCAUUUUCAGCCAACAGACAGAUUUAUAAUAAUUGAGGAUUGAACAAGAGAAAAAAUAUAUGUUUUGGGGGAAAUCAAGUCAGCUUAGUUAGAGAGGUCAUCGUCAAGGUUUGUUUUUGCUUAUAAACCUCCAACGUUUUUUUAGAAUUGUUUUUCACUCAAAGAUAUACUCUUCUAUGUAAUGGUUGAAAAUUAAAUGCGAAGUAGAGAAAUUUAAGAAAUAUAUACGUUUUUUAAGUAGUUAAAUACAAUUAUUAAUAUUCAAAAUUACAAGUCUUAUGAAAAGAGAAAUAUUGUUGGAAUCAUGAUGAGAUUUUGGAACUAAGAAGACAAAACUAAUGUUUGGAAGGUCUGGAGCAUAACGUAUAUUUUUUAGACAAAAUAAACAUUUUUCAGAUAUGGAAAGAAGCGGAUUAGCGUUGUAAAAUGACAGUGUCGAUGUCAAAAUGGUCACUGUUCCUUCUCAUAUUUAUGCUUUUUUCACCGAUGAUGCUGAAGGCGGGCAACUACCGUGACGGGGAACUAGUGCCUUAAAAAACGAUUCGACAUUGUCAUUUGAUAGCGCCAGGAUUUUUUGAGUAUGUAUGGAGACACUAACAAACUAAAAUGCUAAUUUAUAACGUAAUAUUGUCUCGUUAUCAGUAGUGUCAGGUACCAUUCUCUAAAGUGGUUUGGAAAUUUUGGUACCAUUUUCUUUUGUCUUUUUUAGGAUGAAAUACAUAAUAGAAAUACCAUAAUAUUUUCCAGUAUCAGUUAUAGAUAUCCGGUCCAUAUAUAAGUCAAAGAAAUCUGGAAUAUUAUUAAAAGAGUAUAGAUGUCUACUAUUGAAGACUACUGAUAACGACUAAUAGAUGAAUAUAUGUGAAAGAAUUAUAUAGAGAAUACUAUGAACAGUUCAGAUGGGAAACCAGGAAGAAGAUGUGAAAAUGGCCGAUAGGGAAGAAUACGUGCGAGUGAUACAGAAAAAGACUGGUGAGAAGAAUAAACUCGGUGACCGGGAAGAAGACGGAAACCAGAAUGAAGACGGGUCACUGGACAACAUCGGCGACUGGGAAGAGGAGCGACUGGAGAACAUAUGCAGCCGAGAUUGAGGGUGACAAGGAAGAAAUGGAGACGGGGACCAGGAGAAGAACAUAGGCUGGAUGGUAGAGACGGGGGACUAGGAGAAGAAAGAAGACGUGCUACGGGAGAAGAGCAUAGAUUGCAGGGUAGAGACGGAGUGCCAGAAGAAAGAAGACGGGCUACUGGAGAAGAACAUAGGCUGGAUGGUAGAGACGAGGGACCAGGAGAAGAAAGAAAACGUGCUACGGGAGAACAUAGGCUGCAGGGUAGAGACGGGGACCAGGAGAAGGCGAUGGUCUACAGGAGAGGAAGACGUGCUACUGGAGAAGAACAUAGGCUGGAUGGUAGAGACGAGGGACCAGGAGAAGAACGUGUUACGGGAGAAAAACAGGCUGCAGGGUAGAGACGGGGACCAGGAGAAGACGACGGUCUACAGGAGAAGAAGACAUGCUACUGGAGAAGAACAUAGGCUGGAUGGUAGAGACGAGGGACCAGGAGAAGAAAGAAAACGUGCUACGGGAGAAGAACAUAGGCUGGAUGGUAGAGACGAGGAACCAGGAGAAGAAAGAAGACGAGCUACUGGAGAACAUAGGCUACCGGGUAGAGACGGGACCAGAAGAAGAAAGAAGACGGGCUACUGAAGAAGAACAUAGGCGGCCAGGUAGAGACGGGACCAGGAGAAGAAAGAAGACGAGCUAGUGGAGAACAUAGGCUGCCGGGUAGAGACCGGACCAGAAGAAAGAAGACGAACUACUGAAGAAGAACAUAGGCGGCCAGGUAGGGACGGGACCAGGAGAAGAAAGAAGACGAGCUACUGAAGAACAUUGGCUGCCGGGUAGACGGGACCAGAAGAAGAAAGAAGACGGGCUACUGAAGAAGAACAUAGGCGGCCAGGUAGCGACGGGACCAGGAGAAGAAAGAAGACGAGCUAGUGGAGAACAUAGGCUGCCGGGUAGAGACGGGACCAGAAGAAGAAAGAAGACGGACUACUGAAGAAGAACAUAGGCGGCCAGGUAGACGGGACCAGGAGAAGAAAGAAGACGAGCUACUGGAGAACAUGGGCUGCCGGGUAGAGACGGGACCAGAAGAAAGAAGACGGACUACUGAAGAAGAACAUAGGCGGCCAGGUAGAGACGGGACCAGGAGAAGAAAGAAGACGAGCUGGUGGAGAACAUAGGCUGCCGGAUAGACGGGACCAGAAGAAGAAGACGGGCUACUGAAGAAGAACAUAGGCGACCAGGUAGAGACGGGACCAGGAGAAGAAAGAAGACGGGCUACUGGAGAAGAACAUAGGCGGCCAGGUAGAGACGGGACCAGGAGAAGAAAGAAGACGAACUACUGAAGAACAUUGGCUGCCGGGUAGAGACGGGACCAGAAGAAGAAAGAAGACGGCCUACUGGAGAAGAACAUAGGCGGCCAGAUAGAGACGGGACCAGGAGAAGAAAGAAGACGGGCUACUGAAGAAGAACAUAGGCGGCCAGGUAGAGACGGGACCAGGAGAAGAAAGAAGACGAGCUAGUGGAGAAGAACAUAGGCGGCCAGGUAGAGACGGGACCAGGAGAAGAAAGAAGACGAGCUAGUGGAGAACAUAGGCUGCCUGGUAGACGGGACCAGAAGAAGAAGACGGGCUACUGAAGAACAUAGGCGACCAGGUAGAGACGGGACCAGGAGAAGAAAGAAGACGGGCUACUGGAGAAGAACAUAGGCGGCCAGGUAGAGACGGGACCAGGAGAAGAAAGAAGACGAGCUAGUGGAGAACAUAGGCUGCCGGGUAGACGGGACCAGAAGAAGAAGACGGGCUACUGAAGAAGAACAUAGGCGACCAGGUAGAGACGGGACCAGGAGAAGAAAGAAGACGGGCUACUGGAGAAGAACAUAGGCGGCCAGGUAGAGACGGGACCAGGAGAAGAAAGAAGACGAACUACUGAAGAACAUUGGCUGCCGGGUAGAGACGGGACCAGAACAAGAAAGAAGACGGCCUACUGGAGAAGAACAUAGGCGGCCAGAUAGAGACGGGACCAGGAGAAGAAAGAAGACGAGCUACUGAAGAACAUAGGCGGCCAGGUAGAGACGGGACCAGGAGAAGAAAGAAGACUAGCUACUGGAGAACAUAGGCUGCCGUGUAGAGACGGGACCAGAAGAAGAAAGAAGACGGACUACUGAAGAACAUAGGCGGCCAGGUAGAGACGGGACCAGGAGAAGAAAGAAGACGAGCUACUGGAGAAGAACAUAGGCGGCCGGGUAGGAGAUGGUGACUAGGAGGAGAACGGGCUACUGAAGAAGAACGUAGACAACCGGAAAGAUACAGGCUAGUAAUGGGUGAACCCAAAAUACAUGGACCAUUUGAAAAUUGGAGCGAUAUAAAAUUGGGAUAAAUGUUGCUAAUGUCGUCAUUGCUCUAGAUACUACAAUAUUCUAGCUAGUGGUCAAACUGUGAAUCUUCUACAAAUGCAACUGUUUAGAUGGCUAUAGAGCUGGUUUAAAGUAAGAGUUCUUAUUUUUCUAUCAAAAGAUGGGAAACGUUUUUUCCAGACAGUUCAGAGAAAUUUUGCUGCUGUCUACAUCAUUAGUCCAGAAUUUCUACGAUAUUCAAGAGAGUGGUCAAGUUAUGAAUCCUCUUCAAGUUCAACUGUUAUCGACGGCCUAUAGAGCUGCUCUAAAGCAAGAGUUUUUAUUUUUCUACCAAAAUGGAAAACGUUUUUUCCAGACAGUUUAGAGAUAAAUUUUGCUGUUUUCUACAUCAUCGAUCUAGAAGUCCUAUAAUAUUCAAGAGAGUGGUCAAACCAUGAAUCCUCUACAAGUUCAACUGUUAUAGAUGGCUAUAGAACUGCUCUAAAGUAAGAGUUCUUAUUUUUCUAUAAAAAUGGGAAACGUUUUUUCCAGACAGUUUAGAGAUAAAUUUUGCUGUUUCUACUUCAUCGAUUUAGAAGUCCUAUAAUAUUCAAGAGAGUGAUCAAACCAUGAAUCCAGUACAAGUUUAACUGUUAUAGAUGGCUAUAGAACUGGUUUAAAGUAAGAGUUCUUAUUUUUCUAUUAAGAUGGGAAACGUUUUUUCCAGAUAGUUUAGACAAAUUUUGCUGCUGUCUAGAUCAUUAGUCCACAAUUUCUACCAUAUUCAAGAGAGUGGUCAAACUAUGAAUCCUCUACAAGUUCAACUGUUAUCGACGGCUAUAGAGCGGCUCUAAAGUAAGAGUUCUUAUUUUUCUAUCAAAAUGGAAAACGUUUUUUCCAGACAGUUUAGAGAUAAAUUUUGCUGUUUUCUACAUCAUCGAUCUAGAAGUCCUAUAAUAUUCAAGAGAGUGAUCAAACCAUGAAUCCUCUACAAAUUCAACUGUUAUAGAUGGCUAUAGAGCUGCUCUAAAGUAAGAGUUCUUAUUUUUCUAUAAAAAUGGGAAAUGUUUUUUCCAGACAGUUUAGAGAUAAAUUUUGCUGUUGUCUACAUACAUCAUCGCUCUCGAAGUUCUGUAAUAUUCAAGAGUGUGGUCAAACCAUGAAUCCUCUACAAGAUCAAUAAUUGUUAUAGAUGACUACAGUGGUUUAAAGUCAAGAGUUCUUAUUUUUCUAUCAAAAUGCAGACGUUUUUUUCCACACAGUUUAGAGAUAAAUUUUGCUGCUGUCUAACAUAAUAAUUGGUUUAGAGGUUCUACAGUAUUCAAGAGAGUGGUUCAACCAUGAAUUUCCUACAAACCCUUAUAGAUGGCUAUAGAGCUGAGAUCUAAAGUAAGAGUUUUUAUUUUUAUAUCAAAAACAGAUGUUUUUCCAGAUAGUUUAGAGAUAAAUUUUGCUCCUGUCGAAGACGAGGAAGUUCUACAAUAUUUAAGAGGGCGGUCAAACCAUGAAUCAAACAAGUUCAACUGUUAUAGAUGGCUAUAGAACUGGUUUAAAGUAAGAGUUCAUAUUUUCUAUCAAAAUGGAGAUGUUUUUUCCAGACAGUUUAGAGAUAAAUUUUGCUGCUGUCCAUAAUUGGCUUAGAAGCUCUACAAUAUUCAAGAGUUUCAACCAUCAGAGGUUCAACCAUGAAUUUCCUACAAGUUCAACCUUUAUAGAUGGCUAUAGAGCUGCUCUAAAGUAAGAGUUCUUAUUUUCCUAUCAAAAUGGGAACCGUUUUUUCCAGCCAGUUUAGAGAGAAAUUUUGCUGUUGUCUACAUCAUUAGUCCAGAAUUUCCACGAUAUUCAAAGAGACUGGAAAUCCUUUACAAGUUCAACUGUUAUAGAUGACUACACAGCUGCUCUAAAGUAAGAGUUCUUAUUUUUCUAUCAAAAUGGAAAACGUUUUUUCCAGACAGUUUAGAGAUAAAUUUUGCUGUUUUCUACAUCAUCGAUCUAGAAGUCCUAUAAUAUUCAAGAGAGUGAUCAAACCAUGAAUCCUCUACAAAUUCAACUGUUAUAGAUGGCUAUAGAGCUGCUCUAAAGUAAGAGUUCUUAUUUUUCUAUAAAAAUGGGAAAUGUUUUUUCCAGACAGUUUAGAGAUUAAUUUUGAUGUGGUUUACAUCAUCGCUCUAGAAGUUCUACAAAAUUCAAGAGAGUGGUCAAAUCAUGAAUCCCCUACAAGUUCAACUGUUAUUGAUGGCUAUAGAGCUGCUCUAAAGUAAGAGUUCUUAUUUUUCUAUCAAAAUGGAGCGUUUUUUCCAGACAGUUUCGAGAUAAUUUUGCUGCUGUCAAUCAUCAUCUGUCUAGAAGUUCUACAGUACUGAAGAGAGUGGUCAAACCAUGAAUCUUCUACAUGUUCAAUUCUUAUGGAUUACAUAGAGCUGGUUUAAAUUGUCUGCAUCAGCUUUUGAAGAAGGUUUAGAAGAUCUACAAUAUUCAAGAGUUGUCAAACCUUGAAUCUUCAUCUACUUCAACUGUUCAAUCCAGAACGACUGGGAGGGGACGGCCAAUCAGGAAAGAAACGGCUCACUGGAGAAAAACAUAUGUAUAGGACUGGGUCCCUAGGAAGAAGGGUAGCGACUGAGAGGGCCACUGGAGAAGUACAUGGGCCACAAGAGAUGAGACGAGCGGCUGAACAGAGGAAAUGGGUAGCCAUGAAGAAGAGGUACAAAGCGGACGAAGAUUGGAAGAACACGAGCGACUGUAAAGACGAGCAACCUAAGAGAACACCGGCUACCGAGAUGAAGAUGGGUGACCAGGAAGAAGACUUGCUACUGAAGAGAAAGACCUGGAUGAAGAGGAAAAUGGAAGAAUAUCAGUUACCGCGAAGGAGACCGGCCACUGAAGAAGUACAUGGGCGACCUGAAAGAAGUCGAGCGGCUGAAGAGAGGAAAUGGGUAGCCGUGAAGAAGAGGGAUAAAGGAGGGCGCGCACUGCAUCGGAUCGGACCGACCAGCAAAAGCGACUGCGACCAUCGUACAUAUAGACGGCGCCGGCGUCCACUAAAACAUUUCGGCCUGUAGAGGCCAGAUUCCUACCUCUACCUCUCUACGAUAGUCGAGUCACCGCCUUCGCCGUUUCUCGCCGGACUGGUACCGAUUCAGUGCGCGUACACCUUAACGCAGAAGAAGACUUGAAGAACAUGGGCCACUUCUAUGAAGACGAGCGACUGAAGAGAACACGGACUACUGAGGUGUAAGAGUUCUUAUUUUGCUAUCAAAAUAGAGAGUUUUUUCCAGACAGUUUCGAGAUAAUUUUGCUGCUGUCAAUCAUCAUCUGUCUAGAAGUUCUACAAUACUCAAGAGAGUAGCCAAACCAUGAAUCUUCUACAAGUUCCAUUCUUAUGGAUGACAUAGAGCUGGUUUAAAUUGUCUGCAUCAUCAGCUUUUGAAGAUGGUUUAGAAGAUCUACAAUAUUCAAGAGUUGUCAAACCAUGAAUCUUCAUCUAGUCCAACUGUUAUAGCGACUGGGAGGGUCAGAAAUGGAGGCAAUCAAAGGAAACAGCUCCCUGGAGAAGAACAUACGUAUAGGACUGGGUCCCUAGGAAGAAGGGUAGCGACUGAGAAGGUCAUUGGAGAAGUACAUGGGCCACAAGAAAUGAGACGAGCGGUUGAACAGGGUAGCCAUGAAGAAGAGGAAGAAGAUUGGAAGAACGUGAGGCAACCGAUAACAUUGGCUAUUGAGAUGAAGACCGGUGACCAGGAGAAAAACUUUCUAAUGAAGAGAAGACCCUGGAUGAGGAGGAAAAUGGAAGAAUAUAAGCUACCACCGAAAACGAGACAGGAUACUAGAGAAGUACAUGGGCGACCGGAAAGAAGACUGCAAUCGGGAAGAAGACGAUCAAUCGGGAAGACGACGGGCAAUCGGGAAGAAGACAACGGUCAAUCGGGAAGACGACGGUCAAUCGGGAAGAAGACGACGAGCAAUCGGGAAGAAGACGACGGGCAAUCGGGAAGAAGACGACGAGCAAUCGGGAAGAAGACGGGCAAUCGGGAAGAAGACGACGAUCAAUCGGGAAGACGCCGGGCAAUCGGGAAGAAGACAACGGUCAAUCGGGAAGACGACGGUCAAUCGGGAAGAAGACGACGAGCAAUCGGGAAGAAGACGACGGGCAAUCGGGAAGAAGACGACGAGCAAUCGGGAAGAAGACGACGAGCAAUCGGGAAGAAGACGGUCAAUCGGGAAGACGACGGUCAAUCGGGAAGGAGAAGACGGGUAAUCGGGAAGAAGAAGACGGGCAAUCGGGAAGAAGCCGAGCAAUCGAGAAGAAGACGACGAGCAAUCGGGAAGAAGACGGGCAAUCUGGAAGAAGACGACGAUCAAUCGGGAAGAAGACAACGGUCAAUCGGGAAGACGACGGCCAAUCGGGAAGAAGAAGACGAGCAAUCGGGAAGAAGAAGACUGGCAAUCGGGAAGAAGACGACGAGCAAUCGGGAAGAAGACGACGGGCAAUCGGGAAGACGACGGUCAAUCGGGAAGAAGAAGACGAGCAAUCGGGAAGAAGACGACGGGCAAUCAGGAAGAAGAAGACGGGCAAUCGGGAAGAAGACGACGAGCAAUCGGGAAGAAGACGACGGUCAAUCGGGAAGAAGACGACGGUCAAUCGGGAAGAAGACGACGGGCGACUGGCAAGAAAACAACGGGCGACUGGACACCGGAUUGUCAUCGGCGUCGACCUAGACUUGUUAGCACUGCACUGAGAAAUAAAGGUUUUAGUUUUUGGAACGGUACCGAUAGGUACUAUUUUUGCAUUCAUCGUACACAACAGGCGGGCGAACGGCGUUAGUAUCUGUCGCGUACCACUUUUCCUGGAACUAAAACGGUUGUUUCUUGGUGUAAGAAACAAGUCCAUCGUUGAAGAAUAUUAGCAGAACACUUGUCUUGAAAAGAAAAAGUAUACAGCAACAUCCAUUACUACCAUUACUAAGGCGUUCCAAACCAUAAGCCUAUGAUAUUAUUUUGCCUAGUCAAUCUCUGGAGAAUAUUAGCAGAAUGUUUCUUAAACACAAAAGUAAUAAAUUUUAAAUUAUAGUAUUGUUUAUUUAUUCCAGAGUGUAGAGCACCUUUAAUUAUGUAUCUAAUUAUUGUAUAAUAAAUUUAUGUUAUACUUACCUAAAUUUCAAUAUAUUUGUUUCUUAAAUUUUUGGAAAUAUAUACUGUUUUAUUA